Messenger RNA from Saprolegnia parasitica CBS 223.65, 378 nucleotides. RefSeq lists its product as hypothetical. The record is from RefSeq and is a predicted model, not a curated record. NCBI's taxonomy places the organism in Eukaryota, Oomycota, Saprolegniomycetes, Saprolegniales, Saprolegniaceae. The annotation marks the transcript as partial. The transcript has a single exon.
AUGACCUUCUCCUUCAACGACAUACCGGACCUCACUGGUCAAGUCGCCAUUGUCACUGGCGCCAACUCGGGCAUCGGCCUCGUCACUGCACGCCAGCUCGCGCUCCACAACUGCCACGUCAUCCUCGCCUGCCGGUCCGCUGAGCGCGCAGGUCCCGUCGUCGACGCUUUGGCUGCCGAGGUCAGUGCGACAACUGGCAAGGUUGAGUUUAUGGCCCUCGACAUGAUGAGCUUGACGUCCAUUCGCGCCUUUGUCGCUGCGUUCAUCGCCAAGCAGCUGCCUUUGCACAUUCUUGUCAACAACGCUGGCAUCAUGGCUGUGCCAUUUCGUCUCUCGGUCGACGGCAUCGAGUCGCAGUUUGCGACCAACCACGUGGGC